AUUACAGUCCUUCAGCUCUCGGCGUUGCUGAAGCAAGCAGACUCCAGCAAAAGGAAACUGACCCUCACUCGCCUGGCCUCCGCACCCGUGCCCUUCACAGUUCUCAGCCUGACUGGAAACCCCUGCAAGGAGGACUACCUGGCUGUGUGUGGACUGAAACUAGCCACUGGAAAUUUCAUCAUUAAAGCUGUGUGGCUGCCAGGGUCUCAAACAGAGCUUGCUAUUGUGACUGCAGACUUUGUGAAGAUCUAUGAUCUUUCAGUAGAUGCCUUGAGUCCAACUUUCUAUUUCCUUCUGCCGAGUUCCAAAAUCAGGGAUGUGACUUUCCUUUUCAACGAGGAAGGGAAGAACAUAAUUGUGAUCAUGUCCUCUGCUGGGUACAUCUACACACAGCUCAUGGAAGAGGCAAGCAGUGCCCAGCAUGGACCAUUCUAUGUCACCAAUGUGCUUGAAGUCAAUCAUGAGGACCUGAAGGACAGCAAUGGCCAGGUAGCAGGAGGUGGUGUGUCUGUGUAUUACUCCCACGUGCUGCAGAUGUUGUUCUUCAGUUACUGUCAAGGCAAAUCCUUUGCAGCCACCAUCAGCCGGGCCAGCCUGGAAGUGCAGAGGCUAUUCCCAAUCAACAUAAAGAGUUCAAAUGGUGGGAGUAAGACUUCACCAGCACUGUGUCAGUGGUCUGAGGUGAUGAACCAUCCUGGCUUGGUGUGCUGUGUUCAACAAACCACAGGUGUCCCACUGGUGGUGAUGGUGAAGCCAGACACCUUUCUCAUCCAGGAGAUUAAAACCUUGCCAGCCAAAGCAAAGAUCCAGGACAUGGUGGCCAUCCGUCACACAGCCUGCAACGAGCAGCAGAGGACCACCAUGAUCCUUCUGUGUGAAGAUGGCAGCUUGAGGAUCUACAUGGCCAACGUGGAGAAUACCUCCUACUGGCUCCAGCCCUCCCUGCAGCCCAGCAGUGUCAUCAGCAUCAUGAAGCCAGUUCGCAAGCGCAAGGCAGCUGCUAUUACAACUCGCACAUCCAGCCAGGUGAACUUCCCUAUUGACUUCUUUGAGCACAACCAGCAGCUGACAGAUGUGGAGUUUGGAGGCAAUGACCUGCUGCAGGUUUACAAUGCUCAGCAGAUAAAGCACCGGCUCAAUUCCACUGGCAUGUAUGUGGCCAACACCAAGCCUGGAGGCUUCACCAUCGAGGUGACAAACAACAACAGCACGAUGGUGAUGACAGGGAUGCGGAUCCAGAUUGGCACCCAGGCCAUAGAGAGGGCACCCUCCUACCUGGAGAUCUUCGGCCGCACCAUGCAGCUGAACAUGACCAGGGCUCGUUGGUUUGACUUCCCUUUCACUCGUGAGGAAGCCUUGCAGGCUGACAAAAAACUCACCAUCUUCAUUGGGGCCUCUGUGGAUCCUGCUGGAGUCACAAUGAUGGAUUCCAUAAAAAUCUAUGGCAAAACCAAAGAGCAGUUUGGGUGGCCUGACGAGCCCCCUGAGGAUUUCCCCUCUGCUUCAGUGAGCAACGUUUGUCCCCCAAACCUGAAUCAAGGGAAUGGCACUGGAGACACAGAGUCAGCAGCUCCUGCUGCCACCAGUGGCACCGUCCUGGAGAGGCUAGUCGUGAGUUCUUUAGAAGCGCUGGAAAGCUGCUUUGCUGUAGGACCAGUCAACGAGAAGGAGAAGAAUAAGGUGGCAGCUCAGGAACUGGCUACUCUGCUGCUGUCCAUGCCAGCUCCAUCCAGUGUCCAGCAGCAAACCAAGAGCCUCUUGGCCAGCUUGCACACCAGCCGCUCGGCGUACCACAACCACAAGGACCAGGCAUUGCUGAGUAAAGCUAUUCAGUAUUUGAGUUCCUCCACCAAAGAGGGAAAGGAUCUUGAUCCUGAAGUGUUUCAGAGACUGGUCAUCACUGCUCGAUCCAUUGCUAUUAUGAGACCAAACAAUCUGGUCCACUACACAGAAUCAAAGCUGCCACAGUUAGAAACAGGAGAUAAGGAUGAUGAUGAUGAUGACGACGCAGAAGACAAGCUGCAGAGCUCUGGGAUAGCAAAUGGUGAGCACAUCCGACAGGAGAGCCAGGAGCAGAGUGAGGUUGAUCACGGGGACUUUGAGAUGGUGUCUGAAUCUAUGGUUCUGGAGACUUCUGAAAAUGUGAAUAAUGGGAACCCUUCUCCCCUGGAGGCUCUUCUGGCUGGAGCAGAGGGAUUCCCCCCUAUGCUGGAUAUUCCUCCAGAUGCAGAUGAUGAAACAAUGGUGGAAUUGGCUAUUGCCCUGAGCCUGCAACAAGAUCAACAAGCUCCAGCGUCGGACGACGAGGGCAGCACGGCUGCGACGGACGGCUCGACCCUCCGGACGUCUCCUGCAGACCAUGGUGGGAGUGUGGGCUCUGAGAGUGGUGGCAGCGCCGUGGACUCUGUAGCUGGGGAGCACAGUGUGUCAGGCCGCAGUAGUGCCUAUGGGGACACGACAGCUGAGGGCCACCCUGCUGGGCCAGGCAGUGUCAGCUCAAGCACAGGUGCCAUCAGCACUACCACAGGCCAGCAAGAGGGAGAUGGUUCAGAAGGGGAAGGGGAAGCAGAAGGAGAUGUCCACACCAGCAACAG
Messenger RNA from Merops nubicus (carmine bee-eater), 2594 nucleotides. Its product is annotated as E3 ubiquitin-protein ligase UBR4-like. The transcript is spliced from 16 exons. NCBI's taxonomy places the organism in Eukaryota, Metazoa, Chordata, Aves, Coraciiformes, Meropidae. The annotation marks the transcript as partial. The record is from RefSeq and is a predicted model, not a curated record.